Molecule: messenger RNA, 2196 nt
Organism: Oncorhynchus tshawytscha (Chinook salmon)
Lineage: Eukaryota; Metazoa; Chordata; Actinopteri; Salmoniformes; Salmonidae
Product: loricrin-like
Exons: 8
Coding region: 1-2196 (731 amino acids)
Source: RefSeq, a predicted model, not a curated record
AUGGCGGCGGCGGCGGCAGCGGUGGUAGCGGUAGUGGCAGUGGUAGUGGCGGUGGUGGCAGCGGCGGUAGUGGUGGCAGCGGCAGUGGCAGUGGCGGCAGCGGCGGCGGCAGUGGCAGGUGGUGGUGGCGGCAGUGCGGCAGUGGCGGCAGUGGUGGGCGGUGGCAGUGGUGGUGGCGGCAGUGGUGGUGGCGGCGGCGGCGGCAGUGGCAAGCAGUGGCAGCGGCAGGUGGCGGCGGCGGCAGUGGUGGUGGCGGUGGUGGUGGCUAGCGGUGGUGGUGGCAGGUGGUGGCAGCUGUGGCGGUGGUGGCAAGGUGGCAGCAGUGGCGGCGUGGUGGUGGUGGCGGCGGCGGCGGGUGGUGGUGCAGUGGUUGGCGGCAGUGGCAGAGUGGUGGUGGUGGUGGCAACAGCAGUGGCGGCGGUGGUGGCGGUGGCAGUGGUGGUGGUGGUGGCGGUGGCGGCGGCGGCGGUAGUGGCAGUGGUGGUGGGGUGGCAGUGGUGGUGGUGGCGGUGGCAGUGGUGCAGUGGUGGUGGCAGUGGUGACAGUGCAGUGGUGGUGGUGGCAGUGGCGGUGGCGGCAGUGGUGGUGGCAGUGCCGGUGGCAGUGGCAGUGGCAGUGGUGGUGGCGGUGGUGGCGGCAGCGGCGGUGGUGGCAGUGGUUGCGGCGGCGGUGGUGGUGGCGGCAGUGGGUGGCGGCAGCGGUGGUGCAGGCGGUGCGGUGGCGGCAGCACGGCGGCGGGUGGAGGCGGCAGUGGCAGCGGCGGUGGUGGCGGUGGCGCAGUGGCGGCAUGGUGGUGGCGACAGCACUUUGAUAGCGGGCGGCGGCAGCGGCGGCAGCGGCAGUGGCGAUAGCGGUGGUGCAGAAAGUGGCAGCAGCGGUGGCAGUGGCGUGGUGGCGGCAGCGGCGGCGGAGCGGCAGCGGCAGUGGCGGCGGCAGGGCAGCAGUGGCGGCGGCGGCGGCGGCGAUGGCGGCGGCAGCGGCAGCGUGGCGGGCGGCAUGGCGACGGCGGCGCAGCGGCAGCGGCGGGCGGCGGGCAGUGGCGGCGGCAGUGGCGGCGGCAGCGGCGGCGGCGGCGGCAGGCGGCGGUGGUGUGGCGGCACAGCGGCGGCAGCGGCGGCAGCAGAUUAUGGCAGCGGCGGCGGCGGCGGCGGCGGCGGCGGCGACGACGAGCGGCGGCGGCAGUGGCAGCGGCGGCGGCAGCGGGCGGCGGCAGCAGGCGGCGGCAGCGGCGGCGGCAGCGGCAGCGGCGGCAGUGGGAGCGGCGGCGGCAGUGCGGCAGCGGCGGCGGCAGUGGCACGGCAGCGGCGGCAGCGGCAGUGGCAGUGGCGGCGGCGGCAGUGGCGGCGGCGGCGGUCAGUGGCGGCGGCAGCAACGGCGGGGUGGCGGCGGCGGCGCAGACGGGCAGGGCGGCGGCGGCGGCACGGCGGCGGCGACGGCGGUGGCAAACGGCGACGUGGCGGUGGCGGCAGCGCGAGUGGCGGCAGCGGCGGCGGCGGGGUGGCAGUGGUGGCGGCGGCAACGGCGGCGGUGGCAUGGCAGUGGCGGCGGCGGCGGCAGCGGCGGCAGAAACGGCGGCGCGGCAGUGGCGGCAGUGGCGGCGCAGCGGUGGCAGGCGGCGGCGGCGGCGGCGGCAGUGGCGGCAGCGGCGGCGGCGGCGGCGGCAGUGGCAGUGGCGGGCGGCAGUGCGGCGGCAGCAGCGGCGGCGGCGGCGGCGGGCGGCAGCGGGCGCGGCGGCGGCGGUGGCGGCAGCGGGCGGCGGCGGCGGCGCAGCGGCGGCGGCGGCGGCACGGCGGCGGCACGUGGCGGCGGCGGCGCGCGGCAGCGGCGGCGGCGGCAGUGGCGGCAGUGACGGCAGCGGCGGCAGUGGCGGCGGCGGCGUGGUGCGGCGGUAGAAACGGCACGGGCGGCGGCAGUGGCGGCGGCGGCGCGCCAGUGGCGGCGGCGGCGGUGGCAAACGGCAGUGGCGGCGGCAGUGGCGGCGUGGCGGCAGACGGCAGUGGCGGCGGCAGGGUGGCGGCGGCAGUGGUGGCGGCGGCGGUGACGGCAGUGGCGCGGUGGUGGCGGCGGCGGUGGGUGGCGGCGGCGGCGGCAGCGGCGGCUGCAGUGGCAGCGGCGGCGGCACGGCGGGUGGCGGCGGCGGCGGUGGCGGCAGUGGCGGCGGUAUCAAACGGCACGGCGGCGGCAGCGGCGGAUUGA